Molecule: messenger RNA, 529 nt
Organism: Drosophila grimshawi
Lineage: Eukaryota; Metazoa; Arthropoda; Insecta; Diptera; Drosophilidae
Product: cytochrome c oxidase assembly factor 6 homolog
Exons: 1
Coding region: 142-417 (91 amino acids)
Biological process (GO): respiratory chain complex IV assembly
Cellular component (GO): mitochondrion; respiratory chain complex IV
Source: RefSeq, a predicted model, not a curated record
ACAGGUGUACUGCUCAACUAGCCAAAAGUGCAUUGACUGCGAGUACUCAUUGGUGCGCCUCUUCAUGCAACUAUAACACAUCUAAAAUAACUAGCAACAGCAUCGGCAUCGACACCGACAUUAAAACAAUCCACUGCCGGAAUGAGUUUUCCUGACAAAGCGCAGCGCGCCAAGUGCUGGUCGACACGUGAUGAAUACUGGAAGUGUCUAGACGACAAUGCGCCCAAGCACAGCUCAACGAGCGGUGAAAAGGUGCCAAAUGCCUGCCAGAAAAUGCGCAAGGCGUUCGAGCAAUCAUGUCCCGGACAGUGGGUAAAACACUUUGACCGCAAGCGCACAUACGAGCAGUUUAAGGAAAAAAUGGCAUCUGGGUACGACCCGCUGGAAUCCACAAAGGCUCAAGAUUCACCCAAAUGAGUAGGCGAAGAAGAAGUGAAGGUUCAAAAUGUUACGCUGUUUUCUUUUUUUUUUUGUAUUGUUAUAGUGUAGUGUAAAUAAAACAUAAGCAUUAGCAUUAUGACUACGCUAA